Messenger RNA from Trichosporon asahii var. asahii CBS 2479, 1596 nucleotides. RefSeq lists its product as uncharacterized. Gene Ontology annotation, molecular function: magnesium ion transmembrane transporter activity. The coding region runs from base 1 to 1596 and encodes 531 amino acids. Gene Ontology annotation, biological process: magnesium ion transport. NCBI's taxonomy places the organism in Eukaryota, Fungi, Basidiomycota, Tremellomycetes, Trichosporonales, Trichosporonaceae. The transcript has 5 exons. The record is from RefSeq and is a predicted model, not a curated record. Gene Ontology annotation, cellular component: membrane.
AUGUCAGCCACGGAUGUCCUCACCGAGGCGGCCACUCCGACAGAGAUAGCGACAAGCGUAGCAAAUGGCAGCGAUGUGACGCAGAGCACUGGAAAUUACGUCGUCGUGAGUACUUCGGAGAGGUUGACAGACGUUUUUCAUGCGUUUGUGGGCUCCGAUGCCGGCAGCCCACACACGCCUGAUAGGCGUCUCGGUGGUCUCGAGCCGGCUGGUCCAUGCGGCGCUGACACGCAGAACACGAUUAUCGGCCUGCUGAUCGUCCUCGGGGCAUCGGUGCUUAACGCAUUCGGAUUGAACCUCACCAAGCUCGACCAUUUGCAGAACUCAGCGAUCCCGAAAGCUCAGCGGAAGAAGGAGUACCUGCGACCACUAUGGCUGGGCGGCAUGGGAAUUUACAUUCUGUCUCAGGUGCUGGGCUCGCCGCUUGCCCUCCGCUACCUGCGACCAGACUGGGUUGCGCCAUUGGGAGCGAGCUCGCUGAUCUUCAACUUUGUGUUUGCGUACUUCCUUGUGGGAACGCCCGUGACUACGUCGGACAUCCGGGGAACAGCGCUAAUUGUGCUGGGCGUGAUCCUCAUUCUCGUCUUCUCGAGUAUCAACCACGGCCUGCGCGACUCGCUCUCAAUAGACGAGCUGUCGGCGCUUUGGCGUCGACCGAGCUGGCUGUCGUAUUUCUUCUUCCUGACGGCUGCUACUUUCGGCGUGUACCUGAUUUCAGACGUCCUAGCGAAAGUGUCCAAGAACCGGGCGAGCCUCGACUCGCUGCCCUCGCCCGAGCUCCCGACCACACGUUUCGGGCGCGCGUCUCCCGGUGCCAACGGAUCCGCCAUCGCUGAGUACUGGGGCAAGGGCAAGUGGAUCUUCAAGUACGCUCGCGGCACAUUCCAGCACUACGAGAAUAUCAUCCUGCGACACAUGGAGGCCAUGCUCAGCCGCACUUCUGAGAGUCGUGUGCAGUGGUUCGAGGGCAUUGGCUGGGCUGUUUGCGGUGGAAGUCUCGCUGGCCUCUGUAUCAUCUUCACCAAGGCCGUCGUCAAGAUCACCUGGCUUCCUGGACACCCGAUUGUCUGUCUGAACAGAGCCCUCGUGUGCGCCGACACGGUGACGGUUGUCCCGCUCUUCUACGCCGGCUACACCGUGUUCGGUGCUAUCAACGCCCUGAUCUUCUACGACCAGACAGGCGCGUACGCGACGUGGACGCUCGUCUGCGUCUUCCUCUCCAUUGCAGUGCUCAUCAGCGGAGUGCGUACUGACGAUGACCAAGCCGCCCAAGGGCCGCAAACAACGACGACCGUCGACGCAGACCCCGCCGUGCGGUUGCACCCGCGCCAGCCUACCGAUGGCGGUGAGAAUGGCGGCGUGCUCUGGACAGUCGGCGAGGAUGAGGACGAGAGCGACGACGAGGACAAGAAGGACGGCCCUGGUGUUGGAGGCACUAACACCGAGGGCGAGCGCGGUGGCCUGCUCCUUGUCCACGACGAGGAUGAGCGCCUGCACAGCCCCGCGCGGCGAGCAUCUAGGCGAUUGGAGGACGAGGAGGAGGCAGAGUUCGGGCCGUUCGCGUCGCCGAUGCGUUCUCCCCGUUCUCUGCAAUGA